GCUCCCGCCGCCUCCUCCGUUCCUUCUGCCCCCGCUGCUCCGCGCCCCGCCGCCGCCGCCGCCACCAUGGAAGCCAUCAAGAAGAAGAUGCAGAUGCUGAAACUGGACAAGGAGAAUGCCAUCGACCGCGCCGAGCAGGCGGAGGCUGACAAGAAGCAGGCGGAGGACCGCUGCAAGCAGCUGGAAGAGGAACAGCAGAGCCUGCAGAAGAAGCUGAAGGGCACGGAGGAUGAGGUGGAGAAGUACUCAGAGUCUGUCAAGGAGGCCCAGGAGAAGCUGGAGCAGGCGGAGAAGAAAGCUACAGACGCUGAGGCUGAAGUGGCUUCUCUGAACCGCCGUAUCCAGCUGGUGGAGGAGGAGCUGGACCGAGCCCAGGAGCGCCUGGCCACUGCUCUGCAGAAGCUGGAGGAGGCUGAGAAAGCAGCUGAUGAGAGCGAGAGAGGCAUGAAGGUCAUCGAAAACAGGGCCAUGAAGGAUGAGGAGAAGAUGGAGCUCCAGGAAAUGCAGCUGAAGGAGGCCAAGCACAUAGCAGAGGAGGCUGAUCGCAAAUACGAGGAGGUUGCUCGCAAGCUGGUCGUCCUUGAGGGAGAGCUGGAGCGCUCGGAGGAGAGGGCAGAGGUGGCGGAGAGCCGAGUGAGACAGCUGGAAGAAGAGCUACGGACCAUGGACCAGAGUCUCAAAUCCCUCAUUGCCUCAGAGGAAGAGUAUUCCACCAAGGAAGACAAGUACGAGGAGGAAAUCAAGCUUCUAGGGGAAAAACUGAAGGAGGCUGAGACCCGGGCGGAAUUUGCAGAGAGGUCUGUGGCGAAGCUGGAGAAAACCAUCGAUGAUUUAGAAGAGCGCUCCCAGCAGGAAGCCGAGAAAAACCGCAUUCUUUCUAAGGAGCUGCGGGUCAUCCUUACCGAACUUAACAACUGAGUAGCCCAGAGCUCCUGGCCCCAGCCCAGCCUCCUGCAUCCAUGCUGCUGCCAGCCCCACUCCCUUGCCCUGUUUUGGUCAGGCUGGCUCUGGGCUGGGAGCCCAUGCCCACUCCCCACCACGGCUAGCCAGGGUGUGGAGCCUUGGUUUUAUCACCCCAGGGGUGACCACCCUGCCUGGGGGGGGGGUGGGGACAGGGAGCCCCUCUGGAGCUGAUAGGUUUUUCUUGGGAGAGGAAUGAAGGUUUUUUUGAUGUCCCAGGACCCUCAUGCAGUGAUGGCUGUUCCUGGCAUCAACCUGGCCCUGCUGGAGAGGGAUGUGGUAGUUUUUAUCACUGCUUUCCUCCCGUUGUCCCAGAAGUCAGCAGCCAGCCUUUUCCUCCUCACUCUGGUUACCCCAAACUGUGCAGGGAGGAUGCCCUUGGAGUGGGGUCCCUGCAGGGUGCUUGGAGGGCUGGGAUAGGAGCUGGGGACCUGGCAGCACCCACUGCCCCAGGCUUGUAGCAGGGAACAGAGAAGAGCCCUGCUUAGGGUGCUGGGAGAUGGGGUUGGGUGAGCAGAGCUCUCAUCCCAUCGCUGUCUCCAGAGGGAAGGAGGGUGCCAUUUGGAAGUAAACAACAGAGGAGGCUGCCUCAGCAGUGGUCUGCCUGGCAGAGGUUUUCCCUGCGGCCUUAUUAGCUCUGCUCCUUCUCUCUUUCUGCUGUCCUCUGCAGUCCCUCUCCUUUUCUUCACGGAGCACCAAUGAGUCAUGCAGCCAGCACUGGCUCUUCUCUUUCACUGGCAGAGGGUUUGUGCAUGUGCCCUCAGCUGGCUGGUGCUGAUGCCCCAGGGCAAGAUGUCCUGGUGGCUGGCCAAGGAAUGGCACCUACCUGCCAGUGGCACCUGCGCUGUGGAGGGCCCGGCCAUAGGAGGAUGGAAAUGCUGAGGAGAGGGACGGCUUGCCACCAGUGGCCAGCCUGCCUGGCCUGGCUGCCCCAGCUGGUCCCGGAGUGGCUGGGCUCAUCCCUGCCGACGAUGAGGCUGCUUGUGCAGAGUCUGCUCCACCGGGAUGCCCCACUGGGCAGGAGGCUGUCGCCGUACUGAAAUGUCCGUCUGUGUGUGUGUGUCUGUGCUUGGUGUGGUGUGCGUGGGUCCGGCUGCGCCUGGGUACGUCUGGGGUGUUUCCGUGUGCAUGGCUGCGUGUCCCUUGUAUUCACAGAGAAUCUGGCCAGUGCCAAAGAGGAGAACGUGGGCAUCCACCAGGUCCUGGACCAGACCUUGUUGGAGCUGAAUAACCUCUGAGCUGCCCU
This is a messenger RNA of Apus apus (common swift), 2206 nucleotides long. RefSeq names its product tropomyosin 2 (gene TPM2). Gene Ontology annotation, molecular function: actin filament binding. The record is from RefSeq and is a predicted model, not a curated record. The transcript has 9 exons. Gene Ontology annotation, cellular component: actin filament. The coding region runs from base 67 to 918 and encodes 283 amino acids. Gene Ontology annotation, biological process: actin filament organization; muscle contraction. NCBI's taxonomy places the organism in Eukaryota, Metazoa, Chordata, Aves, Apodiformes, Apodidae.